GCCGUCGUGUCCAUGGCAACGGCGGCGGCGGCGGCGGCGGCUGAAUUGCUAAAGGGGGCGCCGUCGCCGCCGGGAGCUCGGAGCUAGGAGUAAACCGCGGCGGGGAGCGGGCUCCCUCUCGCGAUCGGCGGGGACAGCCAGUCCUGUGGAAAGAGGACGCGGUCCCGGACGCCUAGCAGCGCCCGGGAAGAGCAGGAACGGGGUGAAGGGCGGACAUGAGCGACCAGCCGAGUCCAAACUCAGGCCGCUAGGGGCGGACCCAGCAGCCUCGUAGCUCUCCUCGGAACCUCGGAAUCUAAGAGAUGGAGCCGAGUACCUGUAAGACCAGUGAAUCAAAGGAAGACUAUGUUGAGGAAGAGGAAUCUGACGAGUGUGUUAAAGAGGAAGUUACCAUCCCUUCUAACCAUUCUCAACAGACACUCUCUAAGGCUGCCUACAAGGAAUUUGAGAAUGGAGUUCCAUUAUCCAUUGUAGCCAAGAAAAUUCCAAAGAAAAUCAUAGCCCCAACUGACACAGAUGACUUAGAAGUUGGGAGGAGAAAGAGAAGGCGGAAACGCAGACCCCUGGCCAUCAACCUGACCAACUGCAAGUAUGAAAGUGUGCGUCGGGCAGCCCAAAUGUGUGGCCUGAAGGAGGUGGGGGAGGAUGAAGAGUGGACUGUGUACUGGACGGACUACUCUGUCUCACUGGAACGAGUCAUGGACAUGAAGAGGUUUCAGAAAAUCAACCACUUUCCUGGCAUGACAGAAAUCUGCCGCAAAGAUCUGCUGGCUCGUAACCUCAACCGCAUGCAGAAACUCUAUCCUACCGCGUACAACAUCUUCCCCCGCACCUGGUGCCUCCCCACAGACUAUGGGGACUUCCAGUCCUACGGUCGGCAGCGGAAAACCCGCACUUAUAUCUGUAAGCCAGACAGUGGCUGUCAGGGACGUGGCAUCUUCAUAACCCGCAAUCCCCGGGAGAUCAAGCCAGGAGAGCAUAUGAUCUGCCAGCAAUAUAUCUCCAAGCCCUUCCUUAUUGAUGGCCUCAAGUUUGACAUGCGAAUCUACGUCCUGAUCACGUCCUGUGACCCUCUUCGGAUCUUCAUGUAUGGGGAGGGCCUGGCUCGCUUUGCCACCAUGCCUUACAUGGAGCCCAGCCAUAGCAACCUGGAUAAUGUCUGUAUGCACCUGACCAACUAUGCUGUCAACAAACACAAUGAGAAUUUUGUCCGGGAUGAUGCCGUGGGUAGUAAGAGGAAGCUGUCGACACUCAAUGCCUGGCUGCGAGAGCACAACUAUGACCCCCAGGAGCUGUGGGGGGACAUCGAGGACAUCAUCAUCAAAACUAUCAUCUCGGCCCAUUCUGUUCUUCGCCACAACUACCGAACCUGUUUUCCCCAAUAUCUGAGUGGAGGUACAUGUGCCUGUUUUGAGAUCCUUGGUUUUGACAUCUUGCUGGACCACAAGCUGAAACCCUGGCUGCUGGAGGUAAACCAUUCUCCAAGCUUCACCACGGACUCACACCUCGAUCGAGAGGUGAAAGAUGCACUUCUCUGUGAUGCCAUGACCCUCGUCAACCUCCAGGGCUGUGACAAAAGGAAGGUGUUGGAGGAGGACAAGCGGCGAGUCAAACAGCGGCUUUUCCAAUGCAACCAACAGCCACGAGAAGCCAGGCGAGAACAAAUUGAGUCAUCCCAUGCAGCAAUGCUGGACCAGGAACGAUAUGAGGAUUCCCACCUGGGAGGAUACCGGCGGAUAUAUCCUGGGUCUGACACAGAGAAGUAUGCACCCUUCUUCAAGCACAAUGGCUCCCUCUUCCAGGAGACAGCUGCUUCCAAGGCCAGAGAGGAGUGUGCCAGGCAGCAGCUGGAAGAGAUCCGCCUAAAGCAGGAACAGCAGGAGACCUCAGGCACUAAGAGGCGAAAGGAAAACAAGGACCGGAACCAGGGUGAAUCAGCUGGGGAGAAGAGCCGAUUCAGGGCACAUCUCCGGAGCCUUUCCACCCACUUGGCUUACAGGAAUCGGAACAGGGAGAAAGAGCCGCUACCAGUAUACCUGGACACCAUGCAGCCUCAAGAAAUUGUGGAAGAGGAAGAGCUAGAGCGGAUGAAGGCCCUGCUACAAAGGGAGAAUCUCAUCCGAAGCCUGGGUAUCGUAGAGCAGCUCACCCGCAUGCUGCACCCCAGCCACCGGGGCCAGAAAAAACUUCAUGAGUGUCGGCCUAGAUUUCACCAGGACGGGCUGGGCAGUCAAGAACUGCAGUCUAUGAGUCUGGUCCCAUUGGUGUUCCUGAGAGGGGCUGCCACAGAACAGGGCCCUCCUCAUUUUCUGCAUCCAGUUCGGCCCCAUGAAUUGAUCCCCAGGAUCUUAGGGCCACUGUCAAGCAUGAAUGUCGCAAAUCCACAUCAUUCCCAGUGCCAUCUGCAGCCCAAGAACUUCAAUCAGAUAGGAGACCCAGCAGCCAUCGGCCCCUGUUCAUUGUUAAUGAAGAAAUCUGGGAGGCGCUAUUUUUCCAGUGCCAGAGUCAGGCUCACUAGCCAAGGCCAAGCCAGCAGAAGGCUAGAAGCCAUAAACCGAGCCCUGGCAGGAUCAGUGCCACCCACUUUAACCCCAAAGCAGGACUAUCUUCUGCAACCAGAAAGAGUAGCAAAUGACUCAUGGACCGAAUGCAUCUUGCCCUCCAUGGUAAACUCCGAACACAGAGCAGCCAAGGCCCGGGAUCUCACCAUCUGCCGUGCCUCUGCACCCGUGCUGCAGCCUUCCAGUGCACUCUUCAACAUCAGCCAGCACAGGUAAAAGCAGGAGGGAAGCCCAGCCCUAUCUCUCCUGGAAAACCCCCUCAGGUUUCCAAAGGGGCAAAAAGCCUUUAAUCUUUGCUAAAUUUAAGACUGCCACCACGUUCCGGUUUGAAAAGCCCCGGCCAGGAACCCUGCUUGCAUAAGGCAAAACACAAAGACACCAGGAAUUCCUCAGCACCUUAAGAUUAUCUUGGGAUCGGUAAAGACUACAAUAUGAAGAUGAGCCAAGGCCGGCCGCGUACUCAUCUCCGCCUGUCAAGCCUUAGCCUGGGUUUAUCGUUAGUUGGUGGGUCUGAACCCUGGGUACGGCCCGGGGCUGGAAGUCACCCCGGCCACAAGGAGUCCCUUUCCCAUUGGAGCCAAGUGCCUAAGGCACGGGGCUGUCGCCGUCAGGAAGACCGCAGAGGGUGGCGGUGACAGGCAGGCCUGGGCCGCCUGUGGAGAGGAAGGGCGGCUCUCGGCAGUGAAUCCGUCUUUUUAUUAAAGUUUAUGCCGUUUUC
This is a messenger RNA of Galeopterus variegatus (Sunda flying lemur), 3279 nucleotides long. Its product is annotated as tubulin polyglutamylase TTLL13-like. Gene Ontology annotation, cellular component: cilium. Gene Ontology annotation, biological process: protein polyglutamylation; microtubule cytoskeleton organization. Bases 303 to 2777 code for a protein of 824 amino acids. NCBI's taxonomy places the organism in Eukaryota, Metazoa, Chordata, Mammalia, Dermoptera, Cynocephalidae. Gene Ontology annotation, molecular function: tubulin-glutamic acid ligase activity; tubulin binding. The transcript has 15 exons. The record is from RefSeq and is a predicted model, not a curated record.